This is a messenger RNA of Acanthopagrus latus (yellowfin seabream), 2831 nucleotides long. It is a transcript of the gene prmt5, whose product is annotated as protein arginine methyltransferase 5. The coding region runs from base 68 to 2059 and encodes 663 amino acids. The record is from RefSeq and is a predicted model, not a curated record. The transcript has 15 exons. Gene Ontology annotation, cellular component: nucleus; cytosol. Gene Ontology annotation, biological process: peptidyl-arginine N-methylation; regulation of DNA-templated transcription. Lineage: Eukaryota; Metazoa; Chordata; Actinopteri; Spariformes; Sparidae.
CGUCGGUUUCCUCCUAAGACAGAGCGACGAGACAGUCCCAGUUCGAUCCAUUCAGUCGGCUAGAAUCAUGGCGUCCGCCAGUACGGGGGGCAGAGUGUCCUGCGGGAGAGAUUUGAAUUGCGUGCCCGAGAUAGCCGACACGUUAGCUGCGGUCGCCAAACUCGGGUUUGACUUCCUCUGCAUGCCGCUGUUCCACUCGAGGUUCACGAGAGAGUUUGAGUUAGAUCCCGCUAAAUCCCGAAUCGGUGCCCAGACCCGGUCAGACCUGCUGCUGUGUGGAAGAGACUGGAAUACACUAAUUGUUGGGAAGCUCUCGCCAUGGAUCGACGCAGAUGCAGAAAUCCAGACAGAACGCAGAAACUCUGAGGCUGCUCUGGCACAGGAGCUAAACUUCUCAGCCUACCUGGGUCUGCCUGUCUUCAUGAUCCCACUGAAGGGCCCCUCUAAUGCCAAUCUAGCUCGCGUGCUGCUAAAUCACAUCCACACUGGACACCACACCUCAAAUUUCUGGAUACGUGUCCCGCUGUUGGCUUCAGAGGACAUGCGGGAAGAUCUGAUUGAGAAUGAACCAAUCACCUGCAUUGACGACACAAGCGUUGAUGAGAAGACCUGGAGCUGGUGGCACUCAUUUAGAACCCUUUGUGAUUACAACAAGAGGAUCUGUCUUGCCAUUGAAGUCGGAGCAGACAUGCCGUCAGACGCUGUGAUCGAUAAGUGGCUCGGGGAACCAAUCAAAGCAGCCAUACUUCCCACCAGCAUCUUCCUAACUAAUAAGAAGGGCUUCCCUGUUUUGUCAAAAGCCCAUCAGCGUAUAAUCUUCUCUCUCUUCAAGCUGGAAGCCCAGUUCAUCUUCACAGGAACCAGUCGCCACACUGAGAAGGACUUCCGAUCCUACCUGCAGUACCUGGAAUACCUCAACCAGAACCGGCCCGCUCCCAAUGCCUACGAGCUCUUUGCCAAAGGCUAUGAAGACUACCUGCAGUCUCCCCUCCAGCCACUCAUGGAUAACCUGGAGUCUCAGACCUAUGAAGUGUUUGAAAAGGAUCCUAUUAAAUAUUCACAGUACCAACAGGCUGUAUACAAAUGUCUACUUGACAGAGUUCCAGAAGAGCAGAAGGACACAAAUGUUCAGGUGCUCAUGGUGUUGGGAGCAGGUAGAGGUCCGUUGGUCAAUGCAUCCCUACGAGCUGCCAGGCAGGCUGACAGGAAGCUGAAGGUGUACGCUGUGGAGAAAAAUCCCAAUGCUGUAAUCACGCUGGAGAACUGGCGCUUUGAGGAGUGGGGGGAUCAGGUGACAGUGGUGUCAUGUGACAUGCGGGAGUGGGCAGCACCUGAGAAGGCCGACAUCAUUGUCAGCGAGCUGCUUGGAUCGUUUGGUGACAACGAACUUUCACCUGAGUGCUUAGAUGGAGCGCAGCACUUCCUCAAAGAUGAUGGAGUGAGCAUCCCCUGUUCCUACACAUCCUUCCUGGCUCCCCUGUCCUCUUCAAAGCUUUACAACGAAGUAAGGGGGUGCCGGGAACGUGACAAGGAUCCAGAGUGCCAUUUUGAGACGCCCUAUGUGGUGCGCCUCCAUAACUUCCACCAAUUGGCUGAGCCCAAACCGUGCUUCACCUUCAAACACCCUACAAAAGAUAUGAACAAUAACCGGUAUCAGUGCCUCAAGUUCACAGUGGGUUGUAACUCUGUGCUCCAUGGGUUUGCUGGCUACUUUGAGACCACACUGUACAAAGAUGUGACACUCAGUAAGUCAAUUUAUAAAGAGGAAGUCACGUUGUGCUAUAAUUGGAUCUAUAUAUUAAUGAUUAUGGUGUGUGUGUGUGUGUGUGUGUGUGUGGCAGGUAUAAAACCAGAAACGCAUUCACCUGGAAUGUUCUCCUGGUUCCCCAUCCUCUUCCCCCUCAAACAACCCAUCUCCAUAUCUCGUGAUGAUGAUGUCACAGUGCGAUUCUGGCGCUGCAACAAUGGGAAGAAGGUGUGGUAUGAAUGGGCUGUGACCGAGCCCGCCUGCUCUGCCAUCCACAAUCCGGCAGGACGCUCCUACACUAUUGGCCUCUGAAGAUGUCACACCCGCCAGCAGGCCCACACACACGUUUCUGUAAGACUCGGUGAUGGUUAAAGUGGAGGUGGCCUGGCUCCUUUUUAUAUACGUGGUUAAAACCUGGACUUGUGGUGCAAAACCCUCAAAGCGCCCUCUGGCUUUCAAACUGACCAGUGAUAGGCACUCUCAAGCCGGCAAUGGAAAAGUUGAUUGGAUACACCAGAUUUUACAGCCUGUGUUUUUUUUUUUAAGUCUGCUUCAGCGGGGAUGGACUAUCACCUGCACACAAAGUGUAUUGUUGCUGUGAGAUUGGCUCGUUCACAUUAGGUCAAACACCUCUCUGCUGUUGUUUUGUUGUUGUUUUUGUUUUUUUGUUUUUUUUUAAUCGUCUCCUGUCCCUUCUCCCACUGUUCUGAACCGACAUACACAAUCUAACCAGACCUUUGCCUUAUCAAACACACAUUCCAUACUGAUACUUACACAAGGUUGCAAAUAUGCUUUUCGUAAAAUGGCAGCGGUUUUUCAUGUUUAUUCAUCCAAUAAGAUCGAACAAAUGUUCUUGAUUUCUGAUUCAAGAGGGUUGGGGUAAGGGACUGGAUUGGGCUAUAAGGUGUUUGCUGUGAUUGGAUGAUUCCAUUGCUGUCCUAGGAAAGAAAAAAACAUAUUGCACAAGGGAUAUGCUAUUCAGGUCACAUACCAUACUGUUUUGGGGGCUUCCUCUUCAUACCUUUAUUUUGUUUCUGUAUGUUUGAACCAAGUCAAUAAAGACGACACUGAAAUGUCCUCCAAA